Molecule: messenger RNA, 1263 nt
Organism: Penicillium argentinense
Lineage: Eukaryota; Fungi; Ascomycota; Eurotiomycetes; Eurotiales; Aspergillaceae
Gene: isn1
Product: IMP 5'-nucleotidase ISN1
Exons: 8
Coding region: 1-1263 (420 amino acids)
Biological process (GO): inosine salvage; nicotinamide riboside biosynthetic process; nicotinic acid riboside biosynthetic process
Molecular function (GO): magnesium ion binding
Source: RefSeq, a predicted model, not a curated record
AUGACGACCAGAUAUCGCGUGGAAUAUGCGCUCAAGACACAUCGUCGGGACCAACUGAUUGAAUGGAUCAAGGGUCUGCUGGCCGUCCCGUUCGUCCUGCACUCCCAGCCGACAAUCAUCAACCAGGAGCCUGGCGAGGGUCUGACGACCCUUGCAGCCGCUGAUACGCACCAGCGCUAUGCUGAGAUUAUGCAAGAUGUGGAAAGACUGAUUGAGGCUCAUAUGCACCACGAGAAAGUGUCUCUCCCCGGCAAAUCCAAGCUGAAACUGCUCGUGCCCACCGUAGGAACAUUUUUCACUCCCCUGCACUUGCGGGAGGCAUUCCGAUAUCAAGACCAGCGACGCUUCAUCAGUCGCCGCCGCUUCGUCGCCCCUUCUUUCAACGACAUCCGAUUGAUCCUCAACUCCGCUCAAGUCCUGGGUCUCAUCAAGACCAGCUCCGUCGAGCUCAUCACCUUUGAUGGAGAUGUCACUCUCUACGAUGAUGGUACCAAUCUCCUGUCUGAUAACCCCGUCAUCCCUUGCAUCAUCCGCCUGCUCCGCCAAGGAAUCAAGGUGGGGAUCGUCACGGCUGCGGGGUACUCCGAGGCGCCAAAGUACUACGAGCGCCUAUAUGGCCUGCUUGAUGCUGUACACGAGAAUGGUGUUUUGACUACCGCCCAGAAAGACGGUCUUGUCGUUAUGGGCGGUGAGAGCAACUUUUUGUUCCGAUUCAACCCGGCGGAGAAGUCUAAGCUGUCGUACAUUCCUCGGGAGGAGUGGCUGCUGGACGAGAUGCGCUCCUGGAAGGAGGAAGAUAUCAAGGAGCUUCUUGAUCUUGCGGAGAACGCCUUGCUCACUUGUAAGGAAACUCUGCAUCUGCCUGUCGAGGUUCUGCGGAAGGAUCGAGCUGUGGGUGUUUACCCGAUCCAUGGGGCGAAGAUGGAUCGAGAGCUGCUCGAAGAGACGGUCCUCGCGGUUCAGAAUACGGUCGAGAGAUCGGCUGUUGGAGCUCGGCUGCCUUUCUGCGCCUUCAAUGGUGGUAACGACGUGUUCGUCGAUAUCGGCGACAAGUCCUGGGGUGUGCGCGCAUGCCAACGCUAUCUGGGCGGCAUCGAACCUUCCAAGACGCUUCAUAUCGGCGAUCAAUUCUUAUCCGCGGGGGCUAAUGAUUUCAGGGCCCGUCUGGCGUCCACAACCGCUUGGAUCGCCAGCCCUAAGGAGACUGUCGAUCUCCUUGACGAGCUGGAUAGCGUGACUAUAACACACGCGAAGGCCUCCUGA